This is a messenger RNA of Propithecus coquereli (Coquerel's sifaka), 6343 nucleotides long. RefSeq names its product Down syndrome cell adhesion molecule (gene DSCAM). Gene Ontology annotation, cellular component: axon; plasma membrane. The record is from RefSeq and is a predicted model, not a curated record. Gene Ontology annotation, molecular function: cell-cell adhesion mediator activity. Gene Ontology annotation, biological process: axon guidance; homophilic cell-cell adhesion; dendrite self-avoidance. The coding region runs from base 21 to 5729 and encodes 1902 amino acids. The transcript is spliced from 32 exons. NCBI's taxonomy places the organism in Eukaryota, Metazoa, Chordata, Mammalia, Primates, Indriidae.
GGCCGGGGAGCGGCAGGGGCAUGUGGAUACUGGCUCUCUCCUUGUUCCAGAGCUUCGCGAAUGUUUUCAGUGAAGACCUACACUCCAGCCUCUACUUUGUCAAUGCAUCUCUGCAAGAGGUAGUGUUUGCCAGCACCACGGGGACUCUGGUGCCCUGCCCCGCUGCAGGCAUCCCUCCUGUGACUCUCAGAUGGUACCUAGCCACGGGCGAGGAGAUCUACGAUGUCCCCGGGAUCCGCCACGUCCACCCCAACGGCACUCUCCAAAUUUUCCCCUUCCCUCCUUCAAGCUUCAGUACCUUAAUCCAUGAUAAUACUUAUUAUUGCACAGCUGAAAAUCCUUCAGGGAAAAUUAGAAGUCAGGAUGUCCACAUCAAGGCUGUUUUACGGGAGCCCUAUACAGUCCGUGUGGAGGACCAGAAAACCAUGAGAGGCAAUGUUGCGGUCUUCAAGUGCAUUAUCCCCUCCUCGGUGGAGGCGUACAUCACUGUCGUCUCAUGGGAGAAAGACACUGUUUCACUUGUCUCAGGAUCUAGAUUUCUCAUCACAUCCACUGGAGCCUUGUAUAUUAAAGAUGUACAGAACGAAGAUGGAUUGUAUAACUACCGCUGUGUCACGCGGCACAGAUACACCGGAGAGACGAGACAGAGCAACAGCGCGAGACUCUUUGUAUCAGACCCAGCGAACUCAGCCCCGUCCAUCCUGGAUGGGUUUGAUCAUCGCAAAGCCAUGGCAGGGCAGCGUGUGGAGCUGCCUUGCAAAGCGCUUGGGCACCCUGAGCCAGAUUACCGCUGGCUAAAGGACAACAUGCCCCUGGAACUUUCGGGGAGGUUCCAGAAGACCGUGACGGGGCUGCUCAUUGAGAACGCUCGCCCCUCGGACUCAGGCAGCUAUGUGUGUGAAGUGUCCAACAGAUACGGAACUGCUAAGGUGAUAGGCCGCCUGUACGUGAAACAUGGAACUCCCAAAAUUAUUUCUGCCUUCAGUGAGAAGGUGGUGAGUCCAGCAGAACCGGUUUCCCUCAUGUGCAACGUGAAGGGAACACCUCUGCCCACCAUCACGUGGACGCUGGACGACGACCCGAUCCUUAAGGGUGGCGGUCACCGCAUCAGCCAGAUGAUCACGUCGGAGGGGAACGUGGUCAGCUACCUGAACAUCUCCAGCUCCCAGGUGCGGGACGGGGGCGUCUACCGCUGCACGGCCAACAACUCUGCGGGAGUCGUCCUGUACCAGGCUCGAAUAAACGUAAGAGGGCCUGCAAGCAUUCGACCAAUGAAAAACAUCACAGCAAUAGCAGGACGGGACACGUACAUUCACUGUCGAGUGAUUGGCUAUCCAUAUUACUCCAUCAAAUGGUACAAGAACUCUAAUCUGCUUCCUUUUAACCACCGCCAAGUGGCGUUUGAGAACAACGGAACCCUCAAGCUCUCCGACGUGCAGAAGGAGGUGGAUGAGGGGGAGUACACGUGCAACGUGCUGGUUCAGCCGCAGCUCUCCACCAGCCAGAGCGUCCACGUGACGGUGAAAGUUCCGCCUUUUAUCCAACCUUUUGAGUUUCCAAGAUUCUCUAUUGGGCAGCGGGUCUUCAUCCCGUGUGUUGUGGUCUCAGGGGACCUGCCCAUCACCAUCACCUGGCAGAAGGAUGGCCGGCCGAUCCCCGGGAGCCUUGGGGUGACCAUUGACAACAUUGACUUCACAAGCUCCUUGAGGAUUUCCAACCUCUCCCUGGUGCACAAUGGGAAUUACACCUGCAUAGCCCGAAACGAGGCGGCGGCUGUGGAGCACCAAAGCCAGCUGAUCGUGAGAGUUCCUCCGAAGUUUGUGGUUCAGCCACGGGACCAGGACGGGAUUUAUGGCAAAGCUGUUAUUCUCAAUUGCUCAGCUGAGGGUUAUCCUGUGCCAACCAUCGUGUGGAAAUUCUCUAAAGGUGCUGGGGUUCCCCAGUUCCAGCCAAUUGCCCUGAACGGCCGGAUCCAGGUUCUCAGCAAUGGGUCGCUGUUGAUCAAGCACGUUGUGGAAGAAGACAGUGGCUACUAUCUCUGCAAGGUCAGCAACGAUGUGGGCGCAGACGUCAGCAAGUCCAUGUACCUCACGGUUAAAAUCCCUGCGAUGAUAACGUCCUACCCAAAUACCACCCUGGCCACUCAGGGCCAAAAGAAGGAGAUGAGCUGCACGGCCCACGGCGAGAAGCCCAUCAUCGUGCGCUGGGAGAAGGAGGACCGCAUCAUCAACCCCGAAAUGGCCCGGUACCUUGUGUCCACCAAGGAGGUGGGAGAAGAGGUGAUUUCUACUCUGCAGAUUUUGCCAACUGUGAGAGAAGAUUCUGGUUUCUUCUCCUGCCAUGCUAUCAAUUCUUACGGGGAGGACCGUGGAAUAAUUCAGCUCACAGUGCAAGAGCCCCCCGACCCUCCCGAAAUUGAGAUCAAAGAUGUCAAAGCACGCACAAUUACACUCAGGUGGACCAUGGGGUUUGAUGGAAACAGCCCCAUCACAGGCUACGAUAUUGAAUGCAAAAAUAAAUCAGACUCCUGGGAUUCUGCUCAGAGAACCAAAGAUGUUUCCCCUCAGCUGAACUCGGCCACCAUCAUUGAUAUCCACCCUUCCUCCACCUACAGCAUCCGCAUGUACGCCAAGAACCGGAUUGGCAAGAGCGAGCCCAGCAACGAGCUCACCAUCACAGCGGACGAGGCAGCUCCUGAUGGGCCACCUCAGGAAGUUCACCUGGAGCCCAUAUCGUCUCAGAGCAUCCGGGUCACCUGGAAGGCUCCCAAGAAACAUUUGCAAAAUGGGAUUAUCCGUGGCUACCAAAUAGGUUACCGGGAGUACAGCACUGGGGGGAACUUCCAGUUCAACAUUAUCAGUAUCGACACCACCGGGGACAGUGAGGUUUACACCCUGGACAACCUAAAUAAGUUCACCCAGUACGGCCUGGUGGUUCAGGCCUGCAACCGGGCCGGCACGGGACCUUCUUCUCAGGAAAUUAUCACCACCACCCUCGAGGAUGUGCCCAGUUACCCCCCUGAAAAUGUCCAAGCCAUAGCAACGUCACCAGAGAGCAUAUCAAUAUCCUGGUCCACGCUGUCCAAGGAAGCCUUGAAUGGAAUUCUCCAGGGGUUCCGGGUCAUUUACUGGGCCAACCUCAUGGACGGAGAGCUGGGCGAGAUUAAAAACGUCACCACCACGCAGCCUUCCCUGGAGCUGGACGGGCUGGAAAAAUACACCAACUACAGCAUCCAGGUGUUGGCCUUUACCCGCGCGGGAGACGGAGUCAGGAGUGAGCAGAUCUUCACCCGGACCAAAGAGGAUGUUCCAGGUCCUCCCGCGGGCGUCAAGGCAGCCGCGGCCUCUGCCUCCAUGGUCUUCGUGUCCUGGCUGCCCCCGCUCAAGCUGAACGGCAUCAUCCGGAAGUACACUGUGUUCUGCUCCCACCCCUACCCCACAGUGAUCAGCGAAUUUGAAGCCUCCCCUGACUCAUUUUCCUACAGAAUCCCUAACCUGAGUCGGAAUCGUCAGUACAGCGUCUGGGUGGUGGCAGUGACGUCAGCUGGAAGAGGCAACAGCAGUGAGAUUAUCACGGUGGAGCCGUUAGCCAAAGCUCCUGCACGAAUCCUGACAUUCAGUGGGACGGUGACCACUCCGUGGAUGAAGGACAUUGUCUUGCCUUGUAAAGCUGUCGGGGACCCUUCACCUGCAGUGAAAUGGAUGAAAGACAGUAACGGGACACCCAGUCUGGUAACGAUUGAUGGGCGACGGAGCAUCUUUAGCAACGGGAGCUUCAUCAUCCGCACGGUGAAAGCGGAAGACUCCGGCUAUUACAGCUGCGUCGCCAAUAACAACUGGGGAUCCGAUGAAAUCAUUUUAAAUUUACAAGUACAAGUGCCACCAGAUCAGCCUCGACUUACAGUAUCCAAAACCACGUCUUCCUCCAUCACCCUUUCCUGGCUCCCUGGAGACAAUGGGGGCAGUUCCAUCAGAGGGUACAUUCUGCAGUACUCCGAGGACAACAGCGAGCAGUGGGGGAGCUUUCCAAUCAGCCCAAGCGAACGUUCCUACCGCUUGGAAAACCUGAAAUGUGGGACUUGGUACAAGUUCACUCUCACCGCCCAAAAUGGAGUGGGCCCCGGACGCAUCAGCGAAAUCAUAGAGGCAAAGACGUUAGGGAAAGAGCCCCAGUUCUCCAAGGAGCAAGAGCUUUUCGCCAGCAUCAACACCACGCGUGUGAGGCUGAACCUCAUCGGCUGGAAUGACGGUGGCUGCCCCAUCACCUCCUUCACGCUGGAGUACAGGCCCUUCGGGACCACGGUCUGGACCACGGCUCAGCGGACCUCGCUCUCCAAGUCCUACAUUCUGUACGACCUGCAGGAAGCCACGUGGUACGAGCUGCAGAUGCGAGUGUGCAACAGCGCCGGCUGUGCCGAGAAGCAGGCCAACUUCGCCACGCUCAACUACGACGGCAGUACGAUUCCUCCACUCAUUAAGUCAGUUGUCCAAAGUGAAGAAGGGCUGACGACCAACGAAGGGCUCAAGAUGCUGGUGACCAUCUCCUGUAUCUUGGUGGGAGUCUUGCUGCUCUUCGUGCUCCUGCUCGUCCUGCGGAGGAGGCGGAGGGAGCAGAGGCUGAAGAGGCUAAGAGAUGCAAAGAGUUUAGCUGAAAUGCUCAUGAGUAAGAAUACUCGGACUUCAGACACCUUGAGCAAGCAGCAGCAGACCCUGAGAAUGCACAUUGACAUCCCCAGAGCUCAGCUUUUGAUCGAAGAGAGAGACACGAUGGAGACCAUCGAUGAUCGCUCCACAGUCCUGCUAACAGACGCUGACUUCGGAGAGGCAGCCAAGCAGAAGUCCCUGACAGUCACCCACACGGUCCAUUACCAGUCAGUGUCUCAGGCCACCGGGCCCUUAGUGGAUGUUUCGGACGCUCGGCCGGGAACAAAUCCCACCACCAGGAGGAACGCAAAGGCGGGGCCCACAGCAAGAAACCGCUAUGCCAGCCAGUGGACCCUCAACAGACCCCACCCCACCAUUUCAGCACACACGCUCACCACGGACUGGAGGCUGCCCACGCCCAGGGCGGCGGGGUCGGUAGACAAGGAGAGCGACAGCUACAGCGUCAGCCCCUCGCAAGACACAGAUCGAGCAAGAAGCAGCAUGGUCUCCACAGAAAGUGCCUCCUCCACUUACGAAGAACUGGCCAGGGCCUACGAACACGCCAAGAUGGAAGAACAACUGAGGCACGCCAAGUUCACCAUCACGGAGUGCUUCAUCUCAGACACGUCAUCCGAACAGUUGACGGCAGGGACAAACGAGUACACAGACAGUCUGACCUCCAGCACCCCUUCAGAAUCGGGGAUCUGCAGGUUCACUGCAUCUCCCCCCAAACCUCAGGAUGGAGGACGAGUGAUGAACAUGGCAGUUCCAAAGGCACAUCGGCCAGGUGGUCCAGGCACCAGCAGGGACCUGAGUUUAGGACAGGCGUGCUUGGAACCUCAGAAAAGUCGGACCCUGAAGCGCCCCACGGUCCUCGAGCCCAUCCCGAUGGAAGCCUCCUCUUCCACCUCCUCCACGAGAGAAGGACAGGCGAGGCAGCCGGGGGCCGUGGCCACAUUACCUCAGCGAGAGGGGGCAGAGCUGGGACAGGCAGCUAAAAUGAGCAGCUCCCAGGAAUCCCUGCUCGACUCUCGGGGCCAUUUGAAAGGGAACAACCCCUACGCAAAGUCGUACACCCUGGUAUAACAAACAGCAUGACUGGACCGUGGUUGUAAAUACAAUUUAAACAAUUCAAUCAAAGCUACCUUUUUUUUACGGAAUUCCAAUAUUUAUAAUUAAAGAAAAUUGCCAAAAUAUAUUAAAAAAAAAAAAGAGAAAAUACUGAAACCACAGACAGUGCAAAGACUCUCCUGCUUUUUUUCUGUCUGAGUGUGAGCUCCAUCUGCCUGGGCAUCUGAUUUUUUGGGAAAGAAGUCCAGUUUUAUGAUCUUCACAGGCUACUGCAUUUUUACUGAUUUUCUACCAAGUGCAUGGGGGACUCAUUCAACCUUCUGACUGGAAGUUCUAUCACACAAGAGUCAAGAGAGAAAACGGGGAGGGGGAAAUCAGCCGAUCUGUGAAUUGAAAAGGAACGCUGAUUUGGGGGCGGGGCAGACUUCAGUCACGUUCGCACACCUUUCUUUCCCAUUAGAAACCGGGGCCUCGAUUUGAUCUUCUUUUGUUGUCAACUAGGAUGAGUGCCGUCAGUGAAGGGGUGGGGGGGAAUCAAUUUGGUUCUCUUUUUUGUUUAUUUUUUAAUUUAAUGAGACACUCUUUGCAUUUUGUCUAAGCGAAAUAAAAAAGAAAAGGUCGUCUGCCUU